UCACGAAUUUCACCGUAUCUGACGGUUUCCGAAAAGGAGUUUAGAGUUCGCUGUGGUUCUCUGCUGAUCAGACGUGUUUUUUCACUUUUUCCAUCUAAAAUGGGUCGAGUAAUUCGAUCUCAGAGGAAAGGAGCUGGAGGAGUCUUUAAAGCGCAUACCAAGCACCGAAAAGGAGCUCCUAAGUUUAGAACAUAUGACUUCGCGGAACGACAGGGAUACAUCCGUGGAGUUGUCAAGGAUAUUAUCCAUGAUCCUGGCCGUGGAGCGCCUUUGGCCGUUGUAGCUUUUCGGGAUCCGUACAAGUACCGUACACGCAAGGAACUUUUCAUCGCAGCCGAAGGAAUGCACACCGGACAAUUCGUUUACUGUGGAAAGAAAGCUUCCAUCCACGUGGGCAAUGUUUUGCCUUUGAGUGCUAUGCCUGAAGGAACUGUCGUAUGCAAUGUGGAGCAUAAGAACGGAGACGGUGGAUCACUGGCUCGUUGCUCCGGAAACUAUGCGACUGUUAUCUCGCAUAAUCCGGAUGCAAAAAUUUCACGGGUGAAGCUUCCAUCGGGCGUCAAGAAAGUCAUCAACUGGACCAAUCGGGCUAUGAUCGGAAUUGUUGCUGGAGGUGGUCGUAUUGAUAAGCCCAUACUUAAAGCUGGACGGUCAUACUUCAAAUACAAGGCUAAGCGUAACUGCUGGCCAUACGUGCGUGGUGUGGCUAUGAAUCCUGUUGACCAUCCUCACGGUGGUGGUAACCAUCAACAUAUCGGAAAAGCCUCCACUGUUCGCCGGGAUACAUCUGCUGGUCGGAAAGUCGGUCUUAUUGCCGCCAGACGGACGGGUCGUAUCCGCGGUGUUAAAGUUAUUGCUGGAACAGGCAAAGAAGAAUAAAUUUUCUUGGUUGAUUCUGAGUGCGCGAUGUUCGUAUAUUCUUAAAAACGUACAAAUAUGAAAUAAAGAGCAGCGAUUUAUUUGGUUG
Molecule: messenger RNA, 967 nt
Organism: Paramacrobiotus metropolitanus
Lineage: Eukaryota; Metazoa; Tardigrada; Eutardigrada; Parachela; Macrobiotidae
Product: 60S ribosomal protein L8-like
Exons: 5
Coding region: 100-879 (259 amino acids)
Biological process (GO): cytoplasmic translation
Cellular component (GO): cytosolic large ribosomal subunit; ribosome
Molecular function (GO): RNA binding; structural constituent of ribosome
Source: RefSeq, a predicted model, not a curated record